CGCAUUUUAUAUUAGACUCGCCUUUUUUUCUGGGAUGACGCUUAAAGCGGGUCCGCGGUGGUUAAUGUUGCAGGGUUAGAAAUACUGACAUCCACGGCGUUUCUUAGUUACCAUGCAAAGCGAAAGCAGGUCUACUGGCAGAGAGGAAACCUUUCUGAGAGUGAGAGCCAAUAGGCAAACCAGACUUAAUGCUCGGAUUGGAAAAAUGAAACGAAGGAAGCAAGAUGACGGGCAGGUAUGUCCACUCUGCAGUCAACCGCUCUCUGGAUCGGAGGAGGAGAUGAGUAGACAUGUGGAACUGUGCCUUGCAAAGAGAGAAACUUGCAUGAAUGAGGAUGAUUCUGUAGAUAUUGAAAAUGAGAAUGGAAACCGAUUUGAGGAAUAUGAAUGGUGUGGACAGAAAAGGAUACGAGCCACAACACUUUUGGAAGGGGGGUUUCGUGGUUCUGGGUUUGUAAUGUGUGGCAGCAAAGAAAAUCAUGAUAGUGAUGCUGAUCUAGAUGUUGAUGGGGAUGACACUCUGGAAUACGGAAAGGCACAGUAUACAGAAGCAGACAUUAUUCCAUGCACAGGAGAGGAGCCUGGAGAAGCCAAAGAAAGAGAAGCUCUUCGGGGAGCAGUUUUAAAUGGCGGAACACCAAGCACCCGGAUAACAACAGAAUUCUCUAAAUGGGCCAGUGAUGAAAUGCCAUCAACAAGUAAUGGAGAGAGCAGUAAACAAGAAACAAUGCAGAAAACAUGCAAAAACAGUGACAUCGAAAAGAUCACAGAAGAAUCUGCAGUCACAACGUUUGAAGCACUAAAAGCACGUAUCCGUGAGUUAGAAAGACAGCUCUCCCGAGGGGACCGCUACAAAUGCCUCAUUUGCAUGGAUUCCUACACAAUGCCCCUGACAUCUAUUCAGUGCUGGCAUGUUCACUGUGAAGAAUGCUGGCUACGCACUCUGGGAGCUAAGAAGCUCUGCCCACAGUGUAAUACCAUCACAUCACCUGGCGACUUGAGACGUGUGUACUUGUGAAACAAAUGUGAAAAGGGACAAACAUUGCUCUGAUGUCGUGGCAGCUCCCUCACAUGUGAUUCGUGGCCCUUCUCUGUCCGUAGAACAUCUCUGUUUGGGAAACAGACUGAGAGAUUGGGGCUGCCUUGUGAGAAAGGAAGAAGCUAAAGAUACCAACCCUUUGAAAGCUAGGAGCAAAAGACCUUCCCUGGACUUGACUUCCCAGAUAGGGAGAAUUGAAGCAAGAUUAAACUCAUCCUGUGGCUUCCAGAUGCUCAGAAUGUCCUGUUAAAUCCAGAUAGUACUAAUGGGGGGAACUAAAUCAUUCCCUUACUGAUAUACACAGACACUUGUAUACAUUUUCUUUAUCUUCUGAUUAUCAGAGUUAAAUGAAUGAGUUUAAGGGGGAGCCAACAUUCAAUACCAGUCUGCUUUUGUUUACAUGUCCUUUCCUUGCUCCAUUCGUUUCACUACUUCAGCUGCCCAGGGUACACGUGAGAAGCCGGACACUGAGGCCUAGGAGGCCAGGAAAUAGAGUGACAGAGCGGACAAUACCUAGCUGCGUUUUAUUCUUUUUUUCCCUUCCUUGUUUCUUCAUGUGCUGUUUUUGUGAUUUUUCAACUGUGUAGAGAGGCAGGGAAAAGAAGAAAACUAAAAGAAAUGCGAAGCACAUGUAUUAUAAAUUAUAUGUUUACAAUGUUGUGUAUAAAUUGAAUAGACUCAAACCAUUAAGUAAUAUCUUCAUUUUGUGGGUGGGAGGGGUGAACUGAAUGGUUAUUUUUUUUCAGGGAAUUUUUGUUUCUGUUUAUCUAAUGGUUCUAAAAUGUUACCGUCUUAAUUUAUUCAUUUUAUCACAUGACAAAGAAAUGAAAGCAGGACAGCAGUUAACACAUAGGACUCGCACAGAUCUUGUCUUUUAUUGUUACUAAAAGGCUUUUUUGACAUCACCCUUCCAAAAUGUACAGAACAAUGGUCUUUGGGGCAAUUAGUUAACUCCUUCAAUGCUGGAGAGUGCUGCACAUCCAAUAAUACUGAGCAGUGUCAGAAUAUUGACCCAAGUGUUAAGGUACUGGAUGUCUUUAGCAUUAGAUUACACUCCCUACAGGCUCCUCAUAUCCACAACCCUGAUGUUCCUUUUGGCCCUUCUCACAGUCUUUUUCUGCCAUGUGGCUCCUCAUAUAAGAAAUAUGUUUUAUAGACAAAUUGUCAUUGUCCAGUUGUGGCUAGUCAGUACUCUAAAGCCUUCUUUCACAUCUGUAGACAUUCCUUUUCUUAUACUUGACAUAUUUACACCUAAUGCAAGUUCACAACAAAUUCAUUCCUGCUGAUUUUGUAGGAAAACAGAUUUAUUGUACUGUUGCCUUGUAGUGGGGUGGUACUUAACUGCCAAAUUUUAAAGCGCAGUAAACACUGGUCAAGGAAUUCAGCCAAAAUUAUUAAAUAGCACUUGUAAAUUUCUACAGCUUGUAUAAUCAGCAUCACUAAUACAUAUGCACACAAGUCAUUUUGAACAGAAGAUAAAAUAUAGCUGUAUGUUACUGGACUAGUGGAGGAAACUCACACAAUGUGAGAACAUCAAACUGAGAACCACAGUGAUCCAAGACAGAAAUACUUUCCAUGUGCUGCCAUGGGCACCAUCUACCCCCAGCCUUCACUGCCUGCCUAUUCCUAGCCUUAAUUCAAGGAGUAAUACUUUUGUCAUUUUAUCAAUUACUUCACUUAUUUAUUUUGCCAAGGGGCAUCUUAUAAAAUACUGUUUUUGACUCAGACCUUGGUGCUGUAUUAAAGGUCCAUUUAACAGCAGAUCAAUGAAAUGACAGGUGCAUGUAAGUAAAAGCAGUUUUCUUAGGAAAGCAAAUGUCCUCUGUGUAUGGAAAUUUCUGAAAUUUAGGAAAUACAACUUCUGCCCUUCUGUUAUAAGGAAAUCGGCAUGAGUGGAAUUCUAUGCAGUGAAGGUAUACAGAAAUGUUGCUGAAUGUUUAAAGGGAUACUUCACAUUAAAGUCAACUUUUAGUA
Messenger RNA from Xenopus tropicalis (tropical clawed frog), 3013 nucleotides. RefSeq names its product ring finger protein 220, gene 1 (gene rnf220). The record is from RefSeq and is marked validated. Gene Ontology annotation, biological process: protein monoubiquitination; positive regulation of signal transduction; positive regulation of transcription by RNA polymerase II. Gene Ontology annotation, molecular function: ubiquitin-protein transferase activity; ubiquitin protein ligase activity; metal ion binding. Lineage: Eukaryota; Metazoa; Chordata; Amphibia; Anura; Pipidae. Gene Ontology annotation, cellular component: cytoplasm.